UUUAUAAAAGCUUAAGUAUACGGUUGAUGGCAGUUUUGACACUGGUGGCGGCGGUGGGAGGGAUUCUGAACAUAGACUGUAUCAAGAAGACGGCAUGUAGUUGUGAAAUUAACGGUGAUAUUAUCGAUCUUACACCGCUGGCUAAUAAGAACAAUACACCUCGAUUCAAAGAUGUCCAAGGGACUGAACCCGGUUCUCAGUUCUCGUGGAACCCAUGUUAUCCAUUCAGCGAGGGCGUGGGCUGUACCAACGUCUCUGCGUGUCAAAAGCAGGUGUGGGCCACCUAUGCUAUCGGAAAACAGGAGAGUGCGGAGUUCAUCAACGAUCCCAUCAACGGACUGACCAUCCAUUAUCAGGCUAUAGACACGGUUGGGGUUAUAAGAGACUCGUACGUGAGCAUAGACUGCGGUCCAAAUGAAGGAGACCUAACGGCGCAGGGUGAAGUGGGUCAGGCAAAAUACUAUAUGACUCUGAAAACGAAGUACGCAUGCGUAGCAGGUGGGUCAGCGGGCGGACUCAGUGCUGGAAGUAUUUUAAUAAUCAUUGUGAUAUGUGCGGUGGUGGUAUAUCUCAUAGGGGGAGUGUUAGUGAUGAGGUUUGUCAAAGGCGCCAGGGGGACGGAGAUGAUCCCGAACGAAAGUUUCUGGAAGUCUUUGCCAGGAUUAAUAAAGGACGGUGGAAAAUUUGUAAUACACGGUUGCAAGGCCGAAAAAAGCUACGCGUCUAUUUAACGAAUAGACCUACAUGUACCUUAAUAUAAACUCUAGAACGAAAGUAGAAAAAGUUUAUAAAACAUUUAUGAAACAAUCAUAAAGAUUAUGCUGUUGAUGAUAUUAAUGACCGUGAACUAAGGAAUGAGAUGAUAUUAUAAUGUUUCUGUAACCGUGAAGAUUUAUAAUCUCACGUAUUCUACUUGAUCUUUAUAAAGUAGGCCUACCGGAAACUCUCAAAUCGUUUACGAAAUGUCUUUGGUAGUGCUUUAUCAACAGAAAAUCAAAGGACCUCUGCAACGACUGUGGAUUUUUAACGCAAUUGAAGCAUUGAAUAGUUCCAAAUGUCUACUUAUCAAAAAGGACUUCAUUGUAAGAAACCAGAGGAUUCCGUCUAAAACGGCAACAGGAUACGGUAUAGGGUGGUUGCCCUUGACGUCGCGUGCAACAAUUUCACCCAUCCAGCCGCCAAAAAUAAAAAGACCAGGUGUGGAAAAAAUAAUGGCAGCCCUAUACUAAUAAUAGUGAGUUGGAAUUCUGACAAUAUUUCAAUAAG
This is a messenger RNA of Lingula anatina, 1266 nucleotides long. RefSeq lists its product as uncharacterized. Gene Ontology annotation, cellular component: trans-Golgi network. The record is from RefSeq and is a predicted model, not a curated record. NCBI's taxonomy places the organism in Eukaryota, Metazoa, Brachiopoda, Lingulata, Lingulida, Lingulidae.